CAACAACGCUAAGCAAUCCCAAGAGGAAUAGAAAGGGUGUUUUCUUCCCGAGAUAGGACUGCUAAGAAGGGGUCAAAGGGGUAUUAUGUGAAAGAGAGAACCUGAGUUUCUUGAGAAGGCAAAGGAGUAGGAAAGGAAGGGAGGAACAGUGAAGAAAGGGACGGAGAUACUGAUAUAGGGAGAAAAAAGUUUAGGAUAAUAGUUUUUAAGGAGUCAUUUGGUGGCCAUGGAUCCAACGUGCUCUUCUGAGUGCAUUUAUAACCUCAUACCCAGUGACUUGAAGGAGCCUCCCCAGCCUCCUAGGUACAUAUCAGUUUUUAAGGCAGCUAUAAAAGAUGACAUGCAAAAAGUUAAAACUGCAAUGAAAACUAUGGGACCAGCAAAAGUUGAAGUACCUUCUCCAAAGGAUUUCCUGAAGAAACAUUCAAAGGAAAAAGUUCUACCACCCAAACAAAAGUUUGAUCGAAAUCAGCCCAAAAAGCCUGCAGUGCCACUGAAGACUGAUCAUCCUGUCAUGGGAAUACAGAGUGGAAAAAAUUUUGUAAAUACAAAUGCAGCCAAUGUCAUCAUGGGAGUGGCUAAAAAGCCUCAAUCAAUUUACGUUGACAAAAGAACUGGGGACAAGCAUGAUCUUGAAACUUCAGGACUGGUUCCAAAGUACAUCAAUAAAAAGGAUUAUGGUAUUACACCUGAAUACAUUUGUAAGCGAAAUGAGGAAGUAAAGAAAGCUCAAGAAGAAUAUGAUCAUUAUAUCCAGGAAAAUCUUAAGAAGGCAGCUAUGAAAAGGCUUUCUGAUGAAGAAAGGGAGGCAGUUCUGCAGGGGCUGAAAAAGAACUGGGAAGAGGUGCACAAGGAAUUCCAGUCCCUCUCAGUCUUCAUAGAUUCCAUACCCAAGAAGACCCGCAAGCAGAAGCUGGAGGAAGAAAUGAAACAACUGGAACAUGACAUUGGUGUCAUUGAAAAGCACAAAAUUAUUUAUAUUGCCAAUAAGAAAUAAUUAAUUCUCAAAGUAUAGUAAUUUUAAUAGAAGAAAAAACAUGAAAAAUAUAGAAAUGAUACCAUAAGUUUUUCAAAGAGAAAAAAACUAUGAAGAGAAUAAAAAUAGUCUUAAUCAAAAUACUUAGGCAAUAUUUAAAGAAUAAUUGAGUUAUUCGCUUAUACAAUAGAAAAUUUUGUUUUUACUAGUAUUGCAUUUUCCACGUAAACACCAUCAAAGGUUGAGGCUGUGUGUCCCAGUUCUAUAAUGCAAUUCAUAAUUAUUAUGUCCUUGUUUCAUAUAAAUAUAAAUGUAUGGGCCCUAAAAAAUAGUCAGUACUCAGAACGUCAAA
Molecule: messenger RNA, 1328 nt
Organism: Carlito syrichta (Philippine tarsier)
Lineage: Eukaryota; Metazoa; Chordata; Mammalia; Primates; Tarsiidae
Gene: ENKUR
Product: enkurin, TRPC channel interacting protein
Exons: 5
Coding region: 227-997 (256 amino acids)
Cellular component (GO): acrosomal vesicle
Molecular function (GO): calmodulin binding
Source: RefSeq, a predicted model, not a curated record